Messenger RNA from Phyllostomus hastatus (greater spear-nosed bat), 1960 nucleotides. It is a transcript of the gene RIOK3, whose product is annotated as RIO kinase 3. Gene Ontology annotation, molecular function: protein serine/threonine kinase activity; ATP binding. The transcript has 13 exons. NCBI's taxonomy places the organism in Eukaryota, Metazoa, Chordata, Mammalia, Chiroptera, Phyllostomidae. Gene Ontology annotation, biological process: protein phosphorylation; maturation of SSU-rRNA. Gene Ontology annotation, cellular component: preribosome, small subunit precursor; cytosol. The record is from RefSeq and is a predicted model, not a curated record. Bases 195 to 1754 code for a protein of 519 amino acids.
AAGGCGGAACAGAAAACGCUUAGUUCCGGACGCGGCGGCAGCCGCCGCCAUCUGUCACCUCAACUCCGGCUCCGGCUCCGGCUCCGGCCCGAGCCCCCAGUCGCCCCUGCCCGGCCUCCUAUCUCCUCGGCGGAGGCUGCUUCCCGGUCCCGUCAUCUCUCUGCUCUGUUCUCGUCACUGGCUUCUUUCCCCACAUGGAUCUGGUCGGAGUGUCAUCCCCUGAACCAGGGCCGGCAGCGGCCUGGGGAUCCAGCAAGUGUCCAUGGGCUACCCCUCAAAAUACAAUAUCUUGUUCUUUGGCUGAUGUAAUGAGUGAACAGUUGGCUAAAGAGUUGCAGUUAGAAGAAGAAGCCUCCACUUUUCCUAAAGUUGCUGUUGCUGAAGGACCAUUUAUUACUGGAGAAAACACUGAUACUUCCAGCGACCUAAUGCUGGCUCAGAUGCUACAGAUGGAAUUUGACAGAGAAUAUGAUGCACAGCUUAGGCGUGAAGAAAAAAAAUUCAAUGGAGAUAGCAAAGUUUCAAUUUCCUUUGAAAAUUAUCGAAAAGUACAUCCUUAUGAAGACAGUGAUAGCUCUGAAGAUGAGGUUGAUUGGCAGGAUACUCGCGAUGAUCCCUAUAGACCAGCAAAACCAGUUCCUACUCCCAAAAAGGGUUUUACUGGAAAAGGAAAAGACAUCACCACCAAACAUGAUGAAGUAGUGUGUGGGAGAAAGAAUACAGCCAGAAUGGAAAAUUUUGCACCUGGGUUUCAGGUAGGAGAUGGAAUUGGAAUGGAUUUAAAACUGUCAAACCAUGUUUUCAAUGCUUUAAAACAACAUGCCUACUCAGAAGAACGUCGAAGUGCCCGCCUCCAUGAGAAAAAGGAACAUUCUACUGCAGAAAAAGCAGUUGAUCCUAAAACACGUUUACUUAUGUAUAAAAUGGUCAACUCUGGGAUGUUGGAGACAAUCACUGGCUGCAUUAGUACAGGGAAGGAAUCUGUUGUCUUUCAUGCAUAUGGAGGGAGCAUGGAAGAUGAAAAGGAAUGUAGUAAACUUAUACCUACAGAAUGUGCCAUCAAGGUGUUUAAAACAACCCUUAAUGAGUUUAAGAAUCGUGACAAAUAUAUUAAAGAUGACUUCAGGUUUAAAGAUCGCUUCAGUAAACUAAAUCCACGCAAGAUCAUCCGAAUGUGGGCAGAAAAAGAAAUGCACAAUCUCACAAGAAUGCAGAAAGCUGGGAUUCCUUGUCCAGAAGUUGUGCUACUCAAGAAACACAUUUUAGUUAUGUCUUUUAUUGGCCAUGAUCAAGUUCCAGCCCCCAAACUGAAAGAAGUAAAGCUCAGUAGUGAAGAAAUGAAAGAAGCCUACUAUCAAACCCUUCGUUUGAUGCAGCAGUUAUAUAAUGAGUGCACACUCGUACAUGCCGACCUCAGUGAAUACAACAUGCUGUGGCAUGCUGGGAAGGUUUGGUUGAUCGAUGUCAGUCAGUCUGUAGAACCUACCCAUCCACAUGGCCUGGAGUUCUUGUUCCGUGACUGUAGGAAUGUCUCACAGUUUUUCCAGAAAGGGGGAGUAAAGGAAGCCCUUAGUGAACGAGAACUCUUCAAUGCUGUUUCAGGUUUAAAUAUCUCAGCAGAUAAUGAAGCCGAUUUCUUAGCUGAGAUAGAAGCUUUGGAGAAAAUGAAUGAAGAUCAUGUUCAGAAGAAUGGAAGGAAAGCGGCUUCAUUUCUGAAAGACGAUGGAGGUCCGUCAGUCCCACAUGAUGAAUAGCAGUACCAGCAUCCACUGCUUCCAGUGUUAGCACAGCGGUGAUCUCUGGCUACCAAUGCCAAAUGCAGUUACGGGUGCCUGGAAAAUACCAAAACGUGAGGAGGCGUGUACAAUGGUGCUCUGUGCUUUUUUCCCCUUGUAACCCAUAUGCCAGAGUGUGGAAUUUUUAGCUCGGCAUCAAGAGAAUAAAAUGUCACUACCUCUCA